AUGUCAAAUGUAAAUCAACAACAACAACAACAACAACAACUUCAACAACAACAGAUGAAUGGGGAGAUUAGCUUUGACUUUGAUUUCACUACUUAUGAUGUUCCGGUACCUGUAGCCGCUGCAGUUUCAACUGUCUUUCCUUUGAAAACAACUACAACUACAACUACAACUACCACAACAACUACAACUUCAACAUCAUUGAUUGAUGAUAAAUCAUUACAAUUUUCAUUCAGUUUAAGUAGUCCUCAUGCUGCUGGAGGUGGCAUUGGUAUUGGUAUUGGUGGACAGAUGGCCCAACAACAACAACAAGGUGGAGGAGAUGAACGUAGAUAUUAUAACAACAUCUUUGGAAAGGUCUAUCCAAACUUUGAUAACGAGUUGAAACAAUUACGAGACAACUGUUCAUCAUUGAUAAACCGAUACUAUCCACAUAAAUAUCAACAACAAUCAAUGAUGGAACAACAGAACUUCGACAAUGACAAUGAUAAUAGCAAUGAUGGUCAAGGUGUAAAGUUCAAGAAGAGGAAGUACUCUCCAAUUCCAUUUGCUGAACCAUUGAUACCGUCACCUCCUCCUACCCUUCCGCCUCCAGCUGCUGAGCAAUCAUUGAUGUUGGCCAAUCAACGAAGGACCUUGGGUCUGGGGCCUGCCCAGCCAUUCAAGCAAACAAUGUCAUUGCUCAACCGACCCAAGACCACGACGACCACCACCACGCUCACAUUGCAAGGAGCUCAAGUUAUCAAUGUUGGUUGCCCCCUGACACUGAAUCGCUUGGUCAAGAAGAAGAAGAUUCAAAAGGAUAUUGAACACCUUCAGAAGAUGGAGACGUCACCUCAGGCAUUGUUGCCAUCACAACAACGUUUGACAACAUCAUCAGCAGCCUCACAACGAUUCGACAGCACUCUUUUACAAUACCAUCCACCAGUCUCACUCGAUGUCCUGCUCGACACGAUCAAGGAGUCAGUCGACAUUCCCAAUCUGCCACCUUACCAAGGCGAGACCAGUGGUGACUCGAGACUACUGCCAUUCCAAGUUCGCAAGAUCACCCCGGAUAACAUAGAAUGGUUCCGCCAAGUAUGGCCAAUGCAACGUCAGUUUGCAUUCAGUCUGUGUCUGCACUCAAAGCUCGUGGACAAGUUUGAUUACCUGAUCAAUGAUGAAGAGACAUUCUUUCAACCAUCACUCUUUCGUGUUCAAGCCAUCGUCAUAACAUUCCCCAAAGGUCUAUCAGUAUACCAUCUCCCCUUGGCACCUCCAGACAACACCAACAACAAUGUCGUUGUUGACAAACACAUGUCAACAUUCUAUGACAACAAUUGGAGGUUGGUAAAGUGUGUACUGGAGCAUCCAAACAGUUACAAGUACUUGUGGAAUGCCAAACCAUUGUUAAAGAUACUGUUGGCACGUGGCAUCAAUGUGACGGAAGGACUGAUGGACCCCAAGGUCGCAGCCUGGGUCAAGGACACGGACAAAUACAAGGACUGUCGACUGGAGCAGCUCAACGAGGAGUUCACCACGCACAAGAGGAAGAGAGCUGGACAGACCGUGGCGCAUCGCCUCGCCACUGCACCCGGCUUUGACGGGGCCUACUACACAUGCUACUGGACACUCACACUGAUGCAGACAUUGCUAAAAAGUCUGAGUGUGGAGGUGGCGGGCAAGUCACUAAAGAUAUUUGUGGACAUGGAGAUGAAGCUGCUGCCCAUCCUGGCGCGAAUGGAGUUCAUUGGCAUUGGCUUUGCCGAUGAGUCCUGUCAACAGUCGGUCGAUCAGAUCAAGCGCAAGUUGGACUACCUCACGUACAAGGCACAGCUGUUGGUGCCAGGCAUCAAGGUGGACCUGGACAACAAGGAGCGAAUGUCCGAAAUAUUGUACAACAGAUUGAAGCUGACCAAGCCCGACUCGAGGGCCAACAAGAAGGUGAACAAGAGGUAUCACAGUACCAAUGCGGCCAACCUCGAGUCGAUCUCACACGAGCACCCACUGCCAAGCAUCUUGUUGGAGCAUCGCAAACUGUCACAUCACAUCAACAACUAUGUAUCGGAGCUCAAGAAGUAUCAUUACUUCAAUCAACAGACGUCAAUGAUGCGAAUCUACUCGACUAUAUGUCAGACUGUUGUGCCCACUGGGCGUAUCACCAUGGUCUUCCCCAAUCUACAGUCAAUCGCACAUCCCUUUGAGUUUCGCAAGGCGCCAGACUUCAACCCGUCGCCAAUGUUUAGCAAGAACAGUGAGUCACCUGACGAUCUUCCAGACCUGGACAGAGAGGCAGCCAACACACAGUAUAGGAGUCUGGUUGAACAAGAGAAGCAAUGUGAGAUCCUGGUGGUCAAUGUACGCGAUUCAUUCAUUCCAAAGAAGGGCUCAUUGUUCCUUGCCGCUGACUAUGGUCAGAUUGAGUUGAGGAUAUUGGCACACCUCUCCAAGGACCAAAAGUUACUGGAGAUAUUCAAUAGGACAGAUGUGGAUGUGUUCAGACUGAUAUCUCAUCAAAUGUCCAACAUACCAUUGAAUGAGAUAACAGAUGAUGAUAGAUCAAUUGCCAAACAUCUUUGUUAUGGUAUCAAUUAUGGAAUGGGAAUAAGGAAGUUGGCUCAUGAUUUGAACACCACUGUCGACAAGGCCAAAGUGGCAUUGGCAAAGUUCAAGAAGACAUAUCAACACUUGACUGAUUAUUUAGAGUCCAUUGCAGUUGAUUGUGAACAAAAUGGAUAUGUUAUGACACUGUUUGAGAGAAGAAGGAACUUUAGUGCUGUAUUUAGUGAAGAGGAUCGUGAGAGCGCAAAGAGAAAGGCAAGGAACACUGUGCCACAGGGCACUGCAGCCGAUAUCAUCAAGUUAGCCAUGAUCAAAAUAGAGAAGCAACUAAUUGAUAGGAAACUGGAUGCCAAGAUGAUACUCCAAAUACACGAUGAACUCUUGUUUGAAGUGUCCGAGGAAUCAAUCGAUGAGGUGGCCUCAAUAGCCAAGAGUAUAAUGGAGAAUGUUAUCCAACUGUCUAUUCCGUUGCCUGUCAAUAUGGAGUGUGGAAGGUGCUGGGGAAGUCUCGUCCCCUAUGUUUACCCCUGGAACAAAGGUGGUCGAGGAUGA
Molecule: messenger RNA, 3090 nt
Organism: Acytostelium subglobosum LB1
Lineage: Eukaryota; Evosea; Eumycetozoa; Acytosteliales; Acytosteliaceae
Exons: 8
Coding region: 1-3090 (1029 amino acids)
Biological process (GO): DNA-templated DNA replication; double-strand break repair
Molecular function (GO): DNA-directed DNA polymerase activity; DNA binding
Source: RefSeq, a predicted model, not a curated record